AUGUCGGAACCCGAGCCAGUAGUGCCAGUCAAUAUAUCUUUCCUCAAUGAAGCUCUUCUACCCUUGUACGGAUCCUUCUAUGGCACCGCAUUUAUCAUCAACUUCUUCGACUGCAACCUUGGUUGGCUCGAAAGCAUCAUUGACAACCACACAGAGGGAUUCGCCGCUCCAUUGACCAAGCAGGAUCUCCGAGAGAUGUGGCAAGAAAGGUUGUCGGAUUAUUGCAACGAGAAGACCAUCCACUAUCGCGACCCGGAGUCACUGCAGGCUGCGCAAGUCCUCCGCAAGCUGGAUCCGUUGGCUGUUUGGAGUACAUUGGAGUCCCACCUACGAUCAGGGAAGAUUGGUGGCAAUACUUUUGAAACCUGGGAGUCCAUGGGGAGGAAGUAUAUCAAUCCGCUCCGGGGCACAAAUUGGCUGGUUGAAUGCGCUCUCAUGGGCCUGUCUCAAGCAAAUAUUCCGGAAGAGGUGAAGCUUGUUGUCCGUCAGGAUUUGCGGUCCAUGGUGACAUGCAGACCGCGGUACAGUAGACGGUGCAACGUCUUUGCGAAUUUCGGAGACCCGGCACCAGAACUGUUUGGCCCAGGUGGCACCUUGUGGCCAGCCAUGGAGAGGUUCAGUGGCGGUCCCCAGUAUUCGAGCGGAAUCCGUCACCUUCUUAUGACGGUGAUGAAGGAAAUACUAACGGUUGUUCACCUUUGGACUGCGGCUUCCGUGACGGAAGGGCGCCCGUCUAAUGAAAUGCCCACUUUCAAGUGGUACAUUGAUGGCUUCUUACAAGCGCAUUCUGCGUUUAUAUCGGAAGUGGAAGACUAUAAUCCGCACACGCAGUUACCAUUCCAUGUCCGUGAGGGGGAGAAGGAUCUCAGAUUUGACCUGCUGUGGGAUUGGGUAUGGAACCUGGCGUAUGAAGUUCAUAGCAGACCAGGAGUCCGAAAUACUCGACAGAGCUUCGUUGAGAUGUGUAACGUGGUCAUGCAGCAGGCCCAGGAGUCCUCUGCCGAUCCUCGUCCCGGGAUGCCGGAAGGAUUCAAUGUACGAUCAAUUGUUGCAAAAAUCCAGAAAGAGGGCGGCAGCGCGGCAGAAUUUGCUGGGAGGCUGUAUGAUCGCGCGCGACAGUCUACCAUUUUUGACGAACAGAGGAUGAUGCAUCAAGAUGCUGAGCCUCAGCUGCCUGAAUUCAACUGGGGUAGUCGCUUUUACAUCAACGAACCUGUUUCUGAUACAGAAGAGGUCGGAAGUGACGAGCUCCAUGAUGAUGAUGAUGAUGACGAAAUGUUUGAUACAGAUUUUGACGAGCCUGUCGAGCUCGAAGCAUUCGGACCUUGCACAGAGCUCGAGCCAAUUGCGAACACUGUCACUGCUAUGCCACCAAACCAGUACUGCACUAUAUGCAUAGAAGUAUACACAAACGGCGAAAAUGAUAUGCGCAUAGUAAGACUCAACGCAUGCGCGCAUUACUUCCACUAUGCGUGCUUGUGGUCAUGGGCGAAUGGCACUUCCCCAAACCGCAACCUGUGCCCGGAAUGCCGCACGCAGUUCAGCGAAGUCCGAAGAAGUGUACGCAGAAGGUCUGUGUGGGAAGAUGCAUCAAAUUUGCCAUCCGAAGAAGUUCACAUAAACACUGGUGCGGACGAAGAGGUUCAUGGGGAAAGGGCAACAGAAGAAGAGGGCAAUUCGGUCGGGACUGCACAAGCACAAUUGCUCAAUGAGAGGGCAACCAUCACAACUGCAGCGGCAGGUAGAGAAAGAAUCAUCAAUGACUACUCUGAGGAUAUUGAAGAAAACGGACAGGCCGAGGAAGAAACAUGUCCAAUUAUGGAGUGA
Messenger RNA from Plenodomus lingam JN3, 1827 nucleotides. RefSeq lists its product as uncharacterized. NCBI's taxonomy places the organism in Eukaryota, Fungi, Ascomycota, Dothideomycetes, Pleosporales, Leptosphaeriaceae. The record is from RefSeq and is a predicted model, not a curated record.